CCCGCUCCUGUACGUGCUGCGAAUCCGCCAUCGACCGGUCCAUGCAUCGCCCCAGCAUCCUCAGCAUCCUCGCAGGGAGGCUCAUGAGCUGAUGCCCGAGGCCCGCGCAUGUCUGUGACAGAAAUUUUUCGCCGUCGGAGGACGAGCGGAGCGUCUGAUUUCGAGAGUUACAGCGUGCUCGAACCUCCUGCUCAAUUUCGCCGUAUGGCUGAUCGGAAGUGAGCCGUCAGAUUGUAUCAUGUUAGAGACCUCGGUCGGGAAAAAUGCGCGCGUCGAGAGGCUCUGAAACUUCCAAGCUGCAAAGUCUGGGAGGACUUGUCGAGGUUUUCAUUCGUGCAGCGGCAUUGGUUUUGAGGAUCGUUGAUCCCGUUGUUAGAGAGAUUAAUGUUGCAGGAAGUCAGUUCCGUCCCAGAAGUUGAGGUCAUAUGUUGUUGUGACAACCGUGAAGAAGGCAAUCACAGUGAUCGCAGCCGUAAAGUUCUGGUGCAUGAAAAGCUGAACUGAAGUCUCACGUUUGAAGUUAUGGAGAGUCCCACUGGAGGAACACCAGAUCCAGGCGUGAGCCCAGCCGGCUUGGCGGAGCGGCUGGCAGGAAUCAAGAAACCUUUGGAAACUACUCGCUCUUCGACAGGACUUUCUCUCCCUCUGCCGGGGACUAGAGACAGCAGAAACCAAUUUAAUUUGGCUAAGGCUCGUGCAGAUGCGGCUGCGGCAGCUGCAGCUGCUGCUGGACCUGCAAGCUCCCUCGGUUCAACUUAUAGAUCAAGACGUCAAUCAGGCAGUUCUCAAGUUUCUUACACCUCCAAAACGAGUUACAGAUCGACAAGUCAGCGGAAAGGCCGCAAAACCAAAAAGGGUGAAGAUUUGACGACAGGAGAGAAUGUACCGGUAUUUGAUGAGAAUGGGAAGGAUGUGACCCCAAAGCCUCUAGUUCAGCUGAAACCCACGGUUCUCUAUGACAAACUCUCACAAGCCAACGCAGGCCGAGUUUCUCCAACGAACGUGGAGGUGGAUUUCUGUGGCCCCACUUUGAGCCGGACAGGAUACUCUAUUACCAGCAGCGCCGGCAGUUUAACUCCAGAGACGGUGGAAGGAGAAGAAUUGGACCGAGAUGAUGGAACGAUGUCCGUCAAGUCUAGGUCACUAUUGGGAACUUCCAUUGGUAUUCCUGAAAUACCGAAAAUUAUACAAGUUGUGAUGGCUCCAGUUUCUUUACCAACGACACAAAAGGAGAAAGAGAAGAUCAUCUACGUGUAUUUACAUGAGAGUGAAAGUUUUGUCCUGUUGAAUUUCAAAGGUGCAAACUAUAACGCUGCGUUUGAAGGGCUGAAUGCUGCAACGGAAAGAAAUGACCGUUACGCGAAGCUUCUUGAGCUCAAACAAGGAAGUGACAACUAUUCCCACGCAUACGCUCAAACUUUGGUGCGUCUUUUGAAAAAGAAAGAGGUUCAAGUGUGGGCACCUUCGAUGCAGUCUGAGGCAUGCCAGGCUAAUGCGUGGGAUAUACACGAUACCAUAUCUGGUCAAAAACAGCAAGACUUGAGGGAUCCAUGGGCAAUAGCACAGGCUAAAAAAGCUGCUGAGCUAGCAGCGGCAGAUGCUGCACAAGUCCCAACCACCCUCCCUAAGCUAUUUGGGUUGAUGGAAGGACCGAAUGCUCCGAAUGCUCCAACUCCCAUAGCCAGUCCUCAGCCUUCUAGACGACCAUCUACACAAGGAGGAGCUCAAUUUUCUAGACGAGGAUCGGUAUCUGGUCAAUACUCUCGACGACAAUCUGUUAGUGGAAAAAUAUCCCGGAGAGGUUCUGUUAGUGGAGGGGUUCUGUCUCGAAGGAUAUCGACUACAGCAAGUGUCCAAGUGGAAGAUCUAUUUGGGAAACGCCCAGGUGUUGUUGGUAGCAGUGUUGGUGAUGGUGCGUUGGGUAGCGAUGGUUUGCAAAGUGCACGCGCCCGAGUGUUUGAAGGUGAUAUUUCCAAGCUUACGAAUCUAUUCAAGUCGCUGCAGGUUGCGGAGAGAGCUCUAGUCCAAAACACGUUCCAUGAAAAGCUUUUGGCGUAUAAAGAUUAUCGGCCGCGGGAUCCAGAGCCACCUCCACCCGAACCACCCAAACCGGAAGUAACAGAAGCUUCUCCUCCUAAGAAGGAGCCUCCUCCAGCUCCAGUUCCAGUUCCAGCCAUAACUCCUGACAAUGGAGAACCUGUAAUUCCACCACCAUCACCGACAGAAGUAUCUGAUCAGAAAUUAAAUUGGCUUUGGGAUUACAAAUGCGAUCUCACAGCUGAAAAGAAUGUUAGCUGCAUGUGCUGGAACAAGGUGAACAAGGACUUGCUGACAGUUGGAUACGGACAGUUUGACUUUGGCACUCAAAAGGGAGGUGUGGUGGCAUUUUGGUCCAUAAAAAACCCUGGGUAUCCUCUGGCAACGAUAGCUUGCAAGUCUGACGUUACUGCUAUCGACUUUUCUACUUCAUCUCCAACCUUGCUUGCAGUUGGCUUCUACAACGGUAUACUAGCAAUCUACGACACGAGGAAUCCGAAAGAUGCAUCACCAGUUGUGCAGAGCGGCAUGAACUCAGGCAGGCAUGGAGAUCCGAUUUGGAAGAUACAAUGGAUUGACUCCGCAUCUGAACAUGGAGAGUCUCUUGUCUCCAUUUCUACAGAUGGCCGCGUUUCUCAGUGGUUUUUGAAGAAGGAUUUGGAGUUUGUGAACCUAAUCAAACUCAAAAAGGUCUCUGGAUCUUCGAAAGGGGAACAAGCUCAGCCAUUUAUAUCUCGACGUGCGGCGGGAAUGUGUUUCGAUUUUUGUCCAAGAGAUCCCGGAGUUUACUUGGUGGGAAGUGAAGAAGGGCGUGUGUACAAGUGUGACCGUUCUUACAGUGAGCAGUACAUGGCCACUUACGUCGGGCACACAGGACCUGUAUAUCAGGUACGUUGGAAUCGCUUCGUACCGAAUUUCUUCUUGAGCUGUAGCAGUGACUGGACUGUUCGCUUCUGGCGUGAAGAGCAGGAGACUGCACUUAUGGUAAUCCAGACAGCAAAUGAACCUAUUUCGGAUGUACAGUGGUCAAACAAAAACUCUACGGUGUUUGCGACUGUCUCGGCCGAUGGGCGAUUAGAGAUAUGGGACAUGGGUAUCUCAGUUAUGAAGCCUACAGUCAUCCACAAGGUGGAAAACUCGAAGUUGUCUUGUCUUAUUUUCGGGGACGAGGUUCCUGUGGUUCUUACUGGUGGAAGCAAUGGAGCUGUGAGCGUGCUACGAUUGGACGGUUUCGGAAAGGUUGACAGUGACGUAAAACAGCAGAAAAAGUUUAAAGAAGCUUUGGCCUUGAACAUUAAUGCUCAUCUCUGAAAGUGAUUCGAUAGAUCUUGGUCUGAUCUGUCUCGACCAAGUUCCUCUAUCAGUGACACCAGCCGAACAUCAAAGCUAUUCAUGAGCAUUAUGUGUCGGAUGAUGCUAUUGGAUGAGAUAAGUAGGUUGCGUCACUCCAGGAGUUUGUGUACACCACCAAGCGGGAGACAAACAACACUAAGGUGACGAUUCAGCCGAAGAAAUCAGCCUUUUGAAGACUGUUCACCUACAUGGUAUAUUAUAAGCUGUUCUUGUAAACUGAACGAACUCCGAUAGCUCUGGUGAUAUCUCUCUCUUCUCGGCACCCAGGUUGUGUGAUCGGUGAGUCGGGGAUACUGACGGACACACCGUUCUCUUUGGGCUAGGCGCUAUUGUCUUCCUAUUCAGACUGCAGACAGACACGCGACUGUACAUGGACACUGACUUGAGAGAAGAUCCCAGUGGACUGCCGAGGAACUUCUGCUCCCACACCAACCGCUCUGUCAACUGCGCAGACCGUGUGGACAUAGAACUCCUCCCGCUACUGUUACAUAUUUUGAUGUGUUCAACUCGACAGCUCAUGGCGCAUGUCGAUGUGAGCUUCUGGCCUCUGUAGACCAGUCUCGGUCACCCGACUUGAUACCGUUACAGUUGACUUCAGUGUUCAGGAGACAUCACAAAACUACAAUGGAGAUGAAGCCAUGGUUUUGUGCAGUUAUGUGUGACAACCCCCUCACAUUCUGUAUAACACAGGUAUGUACGCUAAGGUCAAGUCUUCUCUACUAUGGACUACUCAAGAGAUCAACGAGCAUCAUACAAGUAUUCAAAGAGACGGGCUGCAACUAUCAUAUUACCCAAAGAUGUAUGUCCACCGAUACGUGCACAUUGGGCUGGGGUUAAUCAUCUCGUAUCCAUAUGGAGCCUGAGAUCAGACAGAGAUCAGACAGAAACAACGUAAGGACCAACUUUACAACCAGCUUUGCAUCGUAAGGACAUGUUCGAGGACUUUGAUUUCCUUGCUUGGACUACCAACAUUUCAAUAAUAGACAACACGGAAACCUCGUCUUCAGUCAUGCUGCCUUCAUUGCCAUGUCAGGCUUCAAGUUAUGUGCAGGCCCGACUCUAAUACUGUGAUAGCAAGACGUGCACCUCGUAGUCUUGGCUCCAUCCAUGAUGAAGGCCGUGAGUUCCAUCACUUGGAACAAAUACUUCGGGGACUGAAUAUCAGGAGUUUGCAGAAUGUGGAUGCUGUUGCGUUUCCUCUGCGAUCACCACGAAACCGAAAAUGUUCGCUGAGAAAACGCAACAGCAUCCACAUUCGAGAUUCCAUGCGUUUCGAAUGCCAUGAUUCCGACUACUCUAAUCGUUCCACCUCGUCGGAACCGCCACCCCACCCCGCGAGGCCGAGUUGCAUAGGCCGAGUUGCAUAAGCGGCAGGGGACAGCAGCCGUGACCGUGCGAAGAAAGAAGGAUGUCUGAACGAUAUCGAGAGCCGGGGUCAGCUCCAGGAAACGGCAUGCAAAGAGAGAUAUAGAGAGUGUAUCGCAAGAACAAGGCCGAUUCAAGAGCAUCAAGCGCAUGACUGCGUUGUGAACUCAAUCACGAAUCGAGUGAGUGGGUACAGAGUCGGGCAUACAUUCGCAGGCAGUAGUCAUGCAGUCAAAGAGAGAGAGGAGAGGAGAGGAGAGGGAGAGAAUGGGAGUGCUAGCGGGUGCUCAUGUUGGUGGUGUAAUCGCAGAACUGGCCGUCACUUCUAGCAGUGGGGAAUGGAAGCUCGAUGGUGCGAGUCCUCACGUGAAGGUUUCUUAUAAGCGGACUUGCAGGUAAGCCCAUCCUGAAAUGGGAGGUCUACCUUUGCCAAGAAGACCUCCCAUACUGGACCGACAGCACAACUUCAGAAGCUCGGGCUUCGAAUGUUGCGAGUAACUGUUGGGCUUGUGGUAUCUAGAAUCUAGAUAUUAUUUGGUAAAUUCACGAACACAACUGUCCCUUCGUAUCUCCUCUUUUGUUCCACUUUACUGGGUCGUGCUCUACUGCCUCGCCUCGCCCGGGAACUGUACUGAACCUCCAUUGGCGUCGAUAUAUAGCGUCAAUAAUCGAGAUAAAGUACUGUGUCCGGCUCCAUUUGCGUUCCCGGAGCUUGUCAUUCCUGACUCAUGGCCCCUGCAACACUCCAAGGCUCAAGUCAAGGAUUAGGUGACAGUACCACUGAUCAAGUCAUGCUGAUUCGGCCCAUGACACCACUCGGACGUGAUAUUUCGUCGGCCCUUGCGCCAACGUGGUGCUCUAGUAGAUCCAUAAUUCGAACCGCAGAGUGGUCCACUUGAAAGGUCGGACACGGAACUGGUCCGUCCCCUGCCUCUCUUGUCUUGUCCCGUUCUCCCUCUGGUCCUGUGGGGUUUUACUCGACGUCCUCCGUUUUCCCUGCCACCCUUCAUCCUUUGCCACUACCCCAUCCUCCAGAAGGACCCUUCGUGACCCUUAAAAUAUCUUCCGGUCUCCAAUCACCAUCUCACAAAGUGUAAAUAAAAUAUAUCCUUUCAAAAUCC
Molecule: messenger RNA, 5876 nt
Organism: Marchantia polymorpha subsp. ruderalis
Lineage: Eukaryota; Viridiplantae; Streptophyta; Marchantiopsida; Marchantiales; Marchantiaceae
Source: the annotation of a GenBank genome assembly